This is a messenger RNA of Zerene cesonia (dogface butterfly), 882 nucleotides long. Its product is annotated as homeobox protein Hox-D4a-like. Gene Ontology annotation, molecular function: DNA-binding transcription factor activity, RNA polymerase II-specific; RNA polymerase II cis-regulatory region sequence-specific DNA binding. Gene Ontology annotation, biological process: regulation of transcription by RNA polymerase II. The transcript has a single exon. The record is from RefSeq and is a predicted model, not a curated record. The coding region runs from base 4 to 882 and encodes 292 amino acids. Gene Ontology annotation, cellular component: nucleus. NCBI's taxonomy places the organism in Eukaryota, Metazoa, Arthropoda, Insecta, Lepidoptera, Pieridae.
AAAAUGUCACGUUCGUUCUUAGUAGACACGUUAAUCAGUGAACCAAACGAACGCAAGAAGAGUGAAGUGACCAGUCCCUUGCACAGUUAUAAUUUAAUGAGCCAAAUGGAUCCGCGACCAAAGAUUUUACCGUAUCCAUAUCCAUUAAACAAUUUGCUCACUCUCGGCUUACAACAGCAGAGAACGCCGGAUUUAUUCAGACCGUUUCUGGAACACCUGAAUUUUAGAUAUCCGCUCAUACAUCAAUUACCGCGACAACCAGAUUUCUACGAGCCGGCACAAAGUGAUCGCUCCUUCGAAGGAUACGUGAAAACUGAGGAAGAGCCAGUGAAUUUUGUGAGCAGAAGGAAGAAGUCUGUUUCGCCAUAUUUGCAUCAUCCGUACAAGGCGACCGCGACGUCACCGUCGAAGAGUCAAGGUCAGAGGUCACCAUCGCUGUCGAGUGAAAGUCGUAACGGUACUCCGAGCCCUCCGCUCGCUCACCCUGAAGAACUACUGCCCGGUUACUCUAAGGAUCUGAAGCGCGUGCCCCUCAAAGAAGAUUCUAGCAAGAGGAUCCGAACAGCCUUCACGGGCACACAACUUCUCGAAUUAGAAAGAGAGUUCUCGAUGAACAUGUAUCUAUCUAGAUUGCGGCGCAUUGAGAUUGCGUCCAGACUGAAAUUGUCAGAGAAACAAGUGAAGAUUUGGUUCCAGAACCGUCGCGUUAAGCUAAAGAAGGAAGAAACUCCGAUAUCCUCGGAUGGCAGGACGAAGAAGUGCUGCUGCACCAAGUCUUCUUGCUCCAAGAACUCCUUCGACACCUGUGACAAUGAACAAAUUGAUGUAGUUAGUGAUAAUGAUGCCAGUUAUGAAGCUCAGAAUCUAUCGCGAUAUUCUUGA